CGUGUAAGCUUUGAGGUUAUAAAAUGUGAGCGACGCUAAGUAGGAAAAGUUUUGGAUAAUUUCGCAUCGCCUCAGGCUGUUGAUCUCUCCACUCGCGCCAGCGAUUCUUUACCGUAAUUCUUUUACCUGGGUCCGACUGCUGGACGUAUAUGUAUCACCUGUAAUGAAGAUGUCACUACUACUUCCGAGGGCGCAUCUCUCAAGUAUCUACACAAUUUUUGGGCGCAGGAAUUACAGUAUUGUCAAGAACUGGAAUGAGUCACAGAUCAUCACUGACCGUCGGUCCAAAUUCCAGGCUCGCCAUGUUGAGAUUAGUGACCUAACGGAAAUUCCGGAGAUUCUCCGCCAGUUCUUGGCAGAUCACAAAAGUAUCGCAAAAAACUCUUCACAUCCCCAUAUGCUAGCAUGGAGGACAGGGCAGCUCUCCUCCGCUGAUCCGGGCCAAGAUCCCGUGUAUACUAAUAUUCAGCAAGGUUUCAAAGACUGUGGAGAGAAAGGUGCAGGAAGCAAGAUCCUAGACGUGCUUAUCUCUCAAAACGCCAUGAACAAGCUUGUCAUCGUGACCCGCUGGUUUGGCGGGUCUCAUUUGGGUUCUCUGCGAUUUAGACACAUUGUCAAUUGCAGUGCGGAGAGCUUGCGAAAGGGCUCACAUGGCGAGCAGCGUUGCCUGAAGAGAAAAACGAGAUAGACUGGGGUUUCUUGUGAGUUACAUGAGAGCUCCCACAUGGGUGGAGUGAAAAUCGAGUAUACUUAGGCUUGAUGGCCGAAGGGUCUAAAUCACGUUUUAUGGUGCCAUCAUUCUACC
Molecule: messenger RNA, 805 nt
Organism: Metschnikowia bicuspidata var. bicuspidata NRRL YB-4993
Lineage: Eukaryota; Fungi; Ascomycota; Pichiomycetes; Serinales; Metschnikowiaceae
Product: YigZ family protein
Exons: 1
Coding region: 164-688 (174 amino acids)
Biological process (GO): regulation of translational initiation
Cellular component (GO): cytoplasm
Source: RefSeq, a predicted model, not a curated record